AUGCCCAUGCCUGAUAAUAGUCCGAAAUUUCUUCAUAUUUAUUUUAUGGGCAAUUGUGAAGAGCGCGUGACGACUCGGUGCCAGCAUAAUUUCAUUGAACAAGCAGAGGAAAGAGCAAUUGUGAUAUUGCUGGAAACCGUUUUAGAAGAUCAGAAUCAACUAAUUCGAUUGAUUAAAAGAGUUUCGCCACGACUGCAAAAUGACAACUAUCAAAUCGUCAUCAAAGCCGACAAAGUACCAUUAGGUGAACAUGCUGGUAGAUUCAACGCUCCAACUGUUGAUGAUGUUGCCAUUAUUAUGGUCGGUGAUCCAGUUGACAAAAGAGCUAUAAAAAUUACACGGCGAGACAACACUGUCAGUACCGUUUCGGAUCUACACCGUUCAUAUGACGCACUGCAAUAUCCAUUAAUAUUUUGGCAACGACAGGAUGAAUACCACCUUAAAAUCAACCAGUGUGAUCCAAAUACAGGUGCUUAUGGAAAUAAAAAAGUUAGUUCAAUGAACUACUACGCACACCGAAUAAUGGUUAGACUAAAUCAGGGCAACUAUAUCCUACGAUUUCGUCAGCUAUUUCAUCAAUACAUUGUUGAUAUGUUUACGAAGGUUGAAAGCGAACGCCUGCGAUUCAUUCGAUACAACCAGGUUAAAUUACGAUCGGAAGAAUAUAUUCACUUACGAGAUGCUGUUGCUGGAAACAUCGACGGAAAUUUGAAUCCCAAUGACAUCGGUAAGUCUUUCAUUUUGCCUUCAAGCUACAUCCGCAGUCCACAGAAUAUGCAGGAAUACAUACAAGAUGCCAUGACUUACGUACGUCAUUACGGCCGACCGGAUUUGUUUAUUACAUUCACGUGUAAUCCGAAUUGGCAAGAGAUACAAACUUUACUAUUACCAGGACAACAAGCAAUUCAUCGUCAUGAUAUAACUGCACUUUUUGAUAAAAUCCGUCCGGAAGAAAUUGAUCAAAUAAUUUCAGCCGAAAUUCCAAACCCAUUAAUUGAUCAGGAAUUAUUUGAUAUUGUUACCAAACACAUGAUCCAUGGGCCGUGCGGUGCUUUCAACAUGACGUCAUCAUGCAUGGAAAAUGGAAAAUGUAAGAAAAAAUUCCCAAAGCCGUAUACUAAUGACACCAUUACGAAUGUUGACGGUUAUCCAAUGUAUCGCCGCAGAAAUAGUGAGAAUGGCGGGCACACAUUCACAAUGCGACUACAUAAUUAUCCAAAUCAAGUAGAACUUGAUAAUCAGUGGGUGGUACCAUACUCACCAUUACUUUCAAAAACUUAUGCAGCACAUAUCAAUGUUGAGCUUUGCAGUUCGACAUUGAUAUAUGCUGAUGUUCCACGUUAUUUUCCAUGGAACAAAUCUAGAAAAAAAUGGGAGCCACGAAAACAAGAAAAACCACAUCCUUCCAUUACAGGCAUAUUUAAAGCUAAGACAUUAGGGCGACUUAACACGGUACAUCCAAAGCAACGUGAGUGCUUCUAUUUACGUUUGUUAUUGGUGAAUGUUCCCGGACCAACGUCUUUUAAAUGUCUGCGAACAGUUAAUGGUCGAGUAUUCAAUACAUUUCAAGAUGCAUGUCGUGAACUGCAAUUGCCAGAAGACGAUAAGCAUUGGGACUUAACGCUUGCUGACGCUGUGUUGACAUCAACACCCAAUAACAUUCGUCAGCUGUUUGCAGUUAUUUUGACGACAUGUUAUCCAUCAGAAGCACAAACUUUGUGGGAAAAAUAUAAAAAUUGGAUGACAGAAGACAUAUUGCAACGAAAUAGACAGACAGAUCAAUGCCAAAAUAUAGAUUAUACGCCAGAGAUGUAUAAUGAAGUGUUAGUGUUGAUCGAGGAUUUAUGUGUGGUAAUUCCAAAUUUACCACUUAAUCAUUAUGGUAUGCCACCACCUAAUCGCCCAGUUACCGACUUAGUCAACGUCGAUUUACAACGAGAAAAACAAUAUGAUCGUGGAAAUUUAGCAACAAUUAUUGUGAACAGUGAGCCAUUACGGACACCAGAACAAAAAAAUAUUAAUGAUCGGAUUAUACUGGCUGUUGCUGCUGAACAAGGUGGUUUUGUUUUCUUGGACGCACCAGGGGGAACCGGUAGGGCAUUUUUAAUAUCGUUGAUUCUUGCCAAAAUACGGUCGCAACAGAAAAUCGCAUUGGCAGUUGCAUCGUCAGGCAUUGCAGCUACUUUGCUAGAUGGUGGGCGAACGGCAUAUUCAACAUUUAAGCUGCCAUUGGACAUUCAUAAUAAACCAAAUGCAAUAUGUAGCAUAAAAAAGAAUAGUGGAAUAGCUGCAGUGUUGCGGAAGAGUUCAAUAAUAAUUUGGGAUGAGAGCACAAUGGCUCACAAAUAUUCACUCGAAGCAUUGCAUAGAACUAUGCAAGAUUUAAACGGCAGUAAUGAACUUUUCGGUGGUGCUAUCUUACUUUUGUCGGGUGAUUUCCGACAGACCUUACCGGUUAUACCUCGCUCUACUUUCGCGGAUGAGAUUAAUUCAUCUUCGAAACACUCAUUUUUAUGGCGAAGUGUUGAAACACUUCGAUUGACCAUAAACAUGCGCGUACGAUUGCAAAAUGAUCCAUCAGCACAAAUAUUUUCCGAACAAUUACUAGAUAUUGGGAACGGCAAAAUAGAAUUUCAACCAAACAUGCAAUGCAUUAAACUGCCAGACAGUUUCAGCACUGUUCUUCAGGAAAAAAAUGAAUUGAUUCAAAGUGUUUUGCCGAAUAUACGGAAUAAGUACUUGAAUCACAACUGGCUCAGUGAUCGAGUGAUUUUGGCAGCUACAAAUGUUGACGUUGACGAAAUUAACUUUCAGAUACAACAGUUGUUACCAAGCGAUCUGAUGUCUUUCAAAUCAAUCGAUACUGUUGGUGAUGAAAAUGAAAGUGUCAAUUUCCCAAUUGAAUUUUUAAAUUCACUAGAUAUACCUGGAAUGCCACCACAUAAUCUUCGAUUAAAGAUUGGUUCCCCUAUUAUUCUAGUACGUAAUUUGAAUCCACCUCAAUUAUGCAACGGUACGCGUUUGGUCAUCAAAAAGAUCACUGGAAAUAUUCUUGAAGCAACCAUUUUAACUGGGAAGUUUAUAGGAAAAGUGGUCCUGUUGCCACGUAUUCCAAUGAUACCAUCAGAUUCUACCAUACCCUUCAGAAGGCUACAGUUUCCAAUUCGUUUAGCUUUUGCCAGGACUAUAAAUAAGUCUCAAGGCCAAACAAUGUCCAUUUGUGGUUUAGAUUUGGAAAAUCCAUGUUUUUCCCAUGGGCAACUAUAUGUUGCAUGUUCACGUGUAGGAAAACCAUCAAAUCUAGUUGUGUUAGCUAAAGACAGGUUAACCAAAAAUAUUGUGCACCGAUUAGUCCUAUUAUAA
This is a messenger RNA of Diachasmimorpha longicaudata, 3363 nucleotides long. RefSeq lists its product as uncharacterized. The record is from RefSeq and is a predicted model, not a curated record. The transcript has 5 exons. Lineage: Eukaryota; Metazoa; Arthropoda; Insecta; Hymenoptera; Braconidae. Bases 1 to 3363 code for a protein of 1120 amino acids. Gene Ontology annotation, molecular function: DNA helicase activity. Gene Ontology annotation, biological process: DNA repair; telomere maintenance.